Messenger RNA from Hymenoscyphus albidus, 742 nucleotides. Lineage: Eukaryota; Fungi; Ascomycota; Leotiomycetes; Helotiales; Helotiaceae. The record is from the annotation of a GenBank genome assembly.
AUUAUUUCUCAUCUAUUUGUUGUUAAUUUAUAUUCUCUCGUUCAGAUUUACUUUCCAGCCACUUUAUUGUUUUAUAACACUCUUUCCUGCAACAGCCAAUAAACCAUUCAUCAAACACAACCAUGCAGCUCACCAACUUCGCAACAAUCGUCCUCCUCUUUACCUCCGCUCUAUCCGUCAUUGCUCUCCCACUCCAGUAAGCUUCCUUCUUAUCCGAUUACUGUUCAUAUCGAUUAACAGAAACUAGACCUGGAGGUGCGACACUUGAAGCCCGACUAGUACCGGAAGACAUCGGAUAUGUACGAACGGAGAAACGUCUGCCAGGGAGGCUAAACCAGUGGUGGGAAGGUAAAAAGGCCCAACAUAAUAUGAAACAAUUUCUCAAGGGAUUGGACAAAGAUAAAAAGAAGCAAGACAAAACGUUAAAGAAGGUAGAGAAGGCGAAGAAGAAGUACGCCGAGAAGAAGACUGAUCGUUACCCGGACUCCCCCAUCUAUUAAGAUGCUCCGCAAGAAGCGGGGCAUGCUUUAGAAGAUGAAAGCGGGGUAUACGAGGAGGGAAGCGACUCGCUGCCUGAAUAUGGACGAGAUAAUGUCGAGGACGGCGAUAAUUUGAAGGAGUAAAGCCCCCUUCUGGACCUCUUCGAUCAAGUCGUUAGACUAACGUAAGGGAAUAGCGUAGCAGUUUAAAUAGGGAGCGGGGUAGAGAGAGACGCUACCCGGUGUAUAUUUCUUCAGGAUCU